UGUGUCUGCGCAAGUGAAGGGACAAAAAUUGCUGCUGAGGGAAAAUGGCUACAACUAUCGUACCGCUAAAAGAAUAAGGAAAGCGGAAAAUCUGGCAUCAUUUCCUCUUUUCCACUGUACGUCUGUCCUCCUCAAUUCUGCACCUCGCGUCUCACAGGUGUUUGAAUCUGGUCCUCCUGUACAGCCUCUUGACAACCACCACAGACCUUCAAGCUCCAGGUACAUGGCUUCCUCAAGCUGACACCAUGGCCCAGAUAUCCAGUGGUAAUGGGAUUAAGCUGGAUGUACCCCAACCAAAGGGGGUUGUGGAUAAGGAGGAAGCCCUUCGCAUGGAGACGGAGGCCUUAGCAAGACUGCAACGGGAGAAGAGACACACACUACCAGCAGCAACAUCUUCUUCCUCUUCGGCAUCCACCAAACCCUUGUCGUCCACUAAAUCUCUUUCCGCUGCUGCUGCUCCCAGACCCACUCCUCCCAGCAGCAGACCAGAGAAGGACCUCAUCUUCUUCCCAGAGUCAGAGUUUAAAAAGAGGGCAGAGAAGGACAAGUUCCAUGACAUUGAUGUGAACAAACUGACCAAUGAGGAGCUGGAGAAGCUCCUUCUGGACGACACCUUUGGGGCCAACAGCAAGGCAUCCCGCCCCUCCUCAUUGCUCGGCUUCAACCUCAGCGCUUCCUUUCCGGGGGGGCACGUCUGUAACCCCUCUCCCUUCCAGAGCAGCCAGUGGACACCCGUGCUUUCCACACCUUCCAGCUCCAAUGUGUCCUCUCCGUCCCACCCACAAGGUCCCAUCUUCCCCUCUGCUCCUUUCCCCAAGCCUUCUUGCUCCUUCCAGAAUGGCUUCUCCCCGGCAAUGCCUCCCUUCAUCAACAUCAGUGUCCAGCAGUCCUCCUUCAUGGGCUUUGCUCCCCUCCAGGCGGCAGCGCCCUUGGUCUUCCAGCAGCCCACGGUCACACCAGAGAUGGCCAAACUCUUUGACAAGAUCGCCAGCACUUCGGAAUACUUGAAGAACGGGAGGUCGGCCAGCACAGACCUGGAUUCGGCGCCCGCCAACACUGUUUCCCUCGCACCCAACCCGCCCCAGCCACCUGCCGAUCCACCGAGCUCCAACCGAUUUGAGUGGCUGGAUCUUGACCCCCUCAACAAGCGCAAGGCCGAGAGUGAGGAUACUCUCCAGGCCUCCGGGGGUGCAGUGACAAGAGUGGGAGGGCCCGCUAGUGACCCCUGGGACGCGGUGCUGCUCGAAGAGCCUGAGAAUGUGGGUAACAGCAGCCCCUCCACUGAGGUGAAAGGGCAGCUCAUGGCACGCGCUCAGCCUCGGAGGGCAUCGACAGGGGCCGCCGUCACCAGGAGCCACUCGCUCAACAUCCCAGGGACGUCCUCCCAGCACAAGCCAAACAAUCAGCACAAUAAGGGAAGUGACAAAGUACUCACCAAGUGCACCGCCCUGGAAGAAAAGGAAGCCCAAAACCUUGAAGUUGUAGCCUUCUGUGAAGACGUAGCAAUACUUAGGGCCAGGUUCCCUCAUGACGACCCUGUGACAAACCCAGGGUAUGUGCUGAGUGCCGUCAUCCCCCAGAGAGAUGGGGGCGGAGACAACGGCUGCAGCGUCAAGGUCUGCAUCGAGAUCUCUGACUCCCAGGAGCCUGUCACCUUCACCUGCGACGUGAGUUCUCCGGUGGAGCUGCUCAUCAUGCAGGCCCUGUGUUGGGUCCACGAUGACCUCAGCCAGGUGGACAUGAGCACCUACGUUCUCAAGGUCUGUGGCCAGGAGGAGGCGAUGCAAAAUAAGCACAGCCUGGGCAGUCACGAGUACGUCCAGAACUGCAGAAAGUGGGAGACUGAGAUCAAACUGCAGCUGCUGUCCCGGAGCACCAUGAGAAGGGACCUGGCACGCACGGCGGAAGACGACUGCUCGGCUGUGGACCUGGAGAAGUACCUGGGUCAGGUGGAGAGGCCCUUUAAGGAGAACGUCACCAGACAAGGUCUGUCUGACUAUCUGGAAGGCUAUCACAAUCAAGUUAACAUCUGUCUGCAGAACGAGAGUACUCAGUAUAAGACAGUGGAGAGGGUGGUGCAGACGGUAAAGAACCUGUGCUGUGCCCUGGACGAGGUGGAGACUCAGGCCAUCACCGAGGCCGCCAAGAGAGUCAAGCGCUCGGUCAACCUCCCCAGGACUCGCUCUCCUGAGACUGGCUCCACAAGCGGCUCCGCAAAUGGUCACGUCAGUCCCAUAGAAGAGAGCAUGGCCAUGCUGACCGAGGCCGUCUACGACGUCUCCAAUCUCUACCUGCGCUCCUUCUGCCCUCCCUCCUCCUCCAUGAGCUCCUCCUCCACCCAGAACACUGAGGGAAAGGAGCAAGCAGAAGAGCGGAGCAGUAAAGAGGCGUCGGGAACCACGGACCACCUGCAGUUCACGCUGUUCGCCAUGCAUGGCAUACCCACCAACUGGGUCAGCAGCUAUGAGAAGUACUACCUGAUGUGUGCCCUCACACACAACGGCAGGAACCUGUUCAAACCAGUCCAAUCCAAGAAAGUUGGCACCUACAAAAGUUUCUUCUACCACAUCAAAUGGGAUGAACUGAUCAACUUCCCCAUUGCCGUGGCCUUGCUACCCUUGGAGUCCAUGCUGAGUCUCUCCCUGUUUGGGGUCCUCAACCAGAAUGCCGGCAGCUCCCCCGACUCCAACAAGCAGCGCAAGGGUCCAGAGCUGCUGGCCAGAGUCUCCAUGCCUCUGUUUGAUUUCAGACGUGUGCUGGCGAGGGGAACUAAGCUGCUGUGUCUGUGGACGUCUCCAGAGAGCUCCUCUGCAGCCAGCACCGGCAGGAGGAAGAACCUGGCUGAGAGGAUCAUACUGCAGGUGGACUUCCCUAGCCCGGUGGUGGAUGUGCUGUACGUGGGGCCUCCAGAGACCCCCUGUCCAGACCUGGACACCCUGGAGGAGUUGGACCCUGACCUGCGUCGCAAAAUUGAAAAGCUCUGCAGCCGAGCCUCGACCUUUGGGUUGACACGAGCGGACCGCCAGCUCCUGUGGGACCAGCGGCUCCACUGUGGGAAGUACAUAUCCAGUCUGCCCAAGGUGCUGGCUAGCGCCCCCAGCUGGGACUGGGGCAGCAUGACAGAGAUCCACGCUCUCCUGCACCACUGGCCUCCCCUGACCCCAGUCUCUGCUCUGGAGCUGCUUGACUCCAAGUUUGCCGACACUGAGGUGCGGAGAGUAGCAGUCAGUUGGAUUGAGUCCAGCAGUGAUGAUGAACUAGCCGACUACCUCCCUCAGUUAGUGCAGGCAUUGAAGUUUGAGUGUCACCUGAACAACGCCCUGGUGAUGUUCCUGCUGUCCCGGGCCCAAGGCAACAUCAACAUAGCCCACUAUCUCUACUGGCUGCUGAGGGACGCAGUGCAAGACCCUGCCUUCGGCCGGCGCUACGACCAGGUGCUCGGGGCGCUGCUGAACCUGUGCGGGGCGGGGCUCAGGGAGGAGCUGAACAAGCAGACCAGCCUGGUCACCUUGUUAGGGGCGCUGGCCGAGAAGGUCCGGCAGGCUGGGGGGUCGGCGCGACAGGUGGUGCUCCAGGAGGGUCUGGAGAGGGUCCAGUCGUUCUUCCAGAGGAACAGUUGCAGACUGCCCCUCAGCCCCAGCCUGGUGGCCAAAGAGCUCAACAUGAAGUCCUGCUCCUUCUUCAACUCCAACGCCGUGCCCCUGAGGUUGGCACUGGUGAACGCUGACCCCCUGGGAGAGGAGAUCAACGUCAUGUUCAAGGUGGGAGAAGACCUGAGACAAGACAUGCUGGCCCUGCAGAUGAUAAAGAUCAUGGACCGUAUCUGGCUACAGGAAGGACUGGACCUCCGCAUUGUCAACUUCAAAUGCAUCUCCACUGGCAAAGACAAAGGUAUGGUGGAGCUGGUGCCGUCUUCAGACACGCUUAGAAAGAUUCAGGUGGAGUACGGCGUGACGGGCUCCUUCAAAGACAAGCCUCUGGCCGAGUGGCUCCGCAAGUACAACCCUGCUGAGGACGAGUAUGAAAAGGCGUCCGAGAACUUCAUCUACUCUUGCGCAGGCUGCUGCGUGGCCACCUAUGUGCUGGGCAUCUGCGACCGCCACAACGACAACAUCAUGCUGCGAUCCACCGGCCACAUGUUCCACAUCGACUUUGGCAAGUUCCUAGGACACGCCCAGAUGUUCGGCAGUUUCAAGAGGGAUCGCGCUCCUUUCGUGCUGACCUCCGACAUGGCCUACGUCAUUAACGGGGGGGAGAGGCCUACCAGCCGCUUCCAGCUGUUCAUAGACUUGUGCUCCCAGGCCUACAAUCUUAUCAGGAAACACUCGGGCCUCUUCCUCAACCUCCUCUCUCUGAUGACACAGUCAGGCCUACCAGAGCUGACAGGCUCUCAGGACCUCAAGUACGUGUAUGACGCUCUUCAGCCACAGACCACAGAUGCCGAAGCCACGAUCUUCUUCACAAGGUUGAUAGAGUCCAGUUUGGGCAGCAUGGCCACAAAGUUCAACUUCUUCAUCCACAACCUGGCCCAGCUGCGUUUUUCUGGCCUGCCGUCCAAUGACGAGCCCAUACUAUCCUUCUCGCCCAAGACCUACACGCUCAAGCAGGAAGGGCGCAUCCGUGACGCCUGCAUCUUCUCCUUUCAGAAGAGAUACAACCCUGACAAGCAUUACACCUAUGUGGUGAGGAUCCUGAGGGAGAGCCAGGGUGAGCCCCAGUUUGUCUUCCGCACUUUCGACGAGUUCCAGGAGCUCCACAACAAGCUGUCCAUCCUCUUCCCUCUUUGGAAGCUGCCAGGGUUCCCUAAUAGGAUGGUGCUGGGCCGCACUCAUAUCAAGGAUGUGGCUUCCAAGAGGAAAGUGGAACUCAACAGCUAUGUCCACAACCUAAUGAGGAGCUCCACAGAGGUCACCCAGUGUGACCUCAUAUACACGUUCUUUCAUCCCAUUGCGAGAGAUGACAAAACGGAAGGGUUCGAGGCCACACCCAAAGCACUAGAGCCACCACCAUUGAGUCCCACCUCAGGGAGAGUGGAAGGGGAGGUGAAGCUGUCCGUGUCCUACAGGAACAGCACUCUCUUCAUCAUGGUCAUGCACAUUAAAGACCUGGUCUCUGAAGAUGGAACGGACCCUAACCCCUAUGUGAAGACCUACCUGCUUCCAGACCCACACAAGACUUCCAAACGCAAGACAAAGAUCUCCAGAAAGACAAGGAAUCCCACUUUCAAUGAAAUGCUGGUGUACAGCGGCUACAGCAAGGAGUCGCUGGGUCUGCGGGAGCUCCAACUGAGCGUGCUCAGUGCAGAGUCUCUGAGAGAGAACUGCUACCUGGGCGGCGUCACGCUCAAAGUCAAAGACUUUGACCUCACCAAGGAGACGGUCAAGUGGUACAAGCUGACCGCCGUCCCCUACUUCUAGACUCCACUUGGGAACAACCAUGGCUAUUGUGUCUCUGAGCACUCCCAGCUCCUACACCCAUAUGUGGGCAACGGAUCAGGCCGGAUGACCCCUUCCCCAGUGGGGAGCUUCAAAACCUCCACUCCCUUCUAGCCUCACCUUACUUCUUACAGUCUCCCUCCCUCUCUCUCUCUGUCCGUUUCACUAAUCAAGGUUGUUUCUGUGUAAAACAGUCUCCACUUAUUUUUCUGUUCUUAAACUAUAACAGAGAGCUGUAAUGUUUUGUACAUUUUGAAAUUAGAGGACCAAAAUGGCUUACUUUCAGAAGAGUAUAUACGGACUGACAAGUUUAUUUUUUAAAAAGGGGCUAAAAAUGUUUUACAUUUUACUUUUUCUACUUAGAUACAUAGAAAGCUUCUGGGUUUCCUACUAAACCGAGAAGUCGAGGUAGCAGUGAGUGUUCUGAAAACCACCUAUGAAAAGAAAAAGAAAUACCUGACCUUAUGUUUCCCAAUCAUGUGCCAAAACAUGGUGGCAAACCACUGUCCCAUCAGAAGAACUGAAUAGGGAGCCUUGUUUGGGCUCACAACCAUCUUUGCUCCACUUAGUAUUGCAAUAUAGUUUAUGAAUUUUGGGACAUCCCAACUCAAAUGAAAAUUGAUAUCAUGUGAAGAGAUGUCAGCUGUUCUUCCAGUACGAGUCUGAUAGUGGACCAGAAUGAGGUGUUGUAGAAUGGUGAACUAGUGCACACUACCAAGUGUUUUCAAUGUUAUUCUACUUGAGUCUUUUCACAGCACACUUUUUAGAGAUUUGUAUCAUCUACACCCUUGCCUGUGCAUUUCAUAGCAUAUGACAAAGUUGCCUUUUAAUACUGGUCUUAACUCUACCUGGUAAUAACUACAAAUCAGCUAAGUGACUGUGGGAUACAGCAAGCUGAUCUUAGAACUUCAUGAUCUCAAGCUGUCAACAAAAAAGGGAAUAAACUCCAGAGAUGUGUUACUGCUUCUCGGCUAACUACCAAUCUUAAGAAAUAAAGAAUUUGUAUGGGUUUUAAAGAGAAUGUCAAGAAGUACAAUGAUAUGCAUCACUCACACAUUAUGAAUAGUGACUUGAUCCACUGUUUUAGUGACUGUAAAAAGACAAACAAUCUGAGUUCGUAAUAACCUGACCAGUUAUUUAUUCUUAAUUGGUGACUUAACCUGAAUGGAUCAGUGUGUACUGUAAUACUUUUCAUCAAACGAAUUAAAUGUUUUUUUGAACAAUG
Messenger RNA from Hypomesus transpacificus, 6660 nucleotides. It is a transcript of the gene pik3c2a, whose product is annotated as phosphatidylinositol-4-phosphate 3-kinase, catalytic subunit type 2 alpha. The coding region runs from base 246 to 5417 and encodes 1723 amino acids. Gene Ontology annotation, biological process: phosphatidylinositol-3-phosphate biosynthetic process; cell migration; phosphatidylinositol-mediated signaling. The transcript is spliced from 34 exons. Gene Ontology annotation, cellular component: plasma membrane; phosphatidylinositol 3-kinase complex; cytoplasm. Gene Ontology annotation, molecular function: phosphatidylinositol binding; 1-phosphatidylinositol-3-kinase activity; 1-phosphatidylinositol-4-phosphate 3-kinase activity. The record is from RefSeq and is a predicted model, not a curated record. NCBI's taxonomy places the organism in Eukaryota, Metazoa, Chordata, Actinopteri, Osmeriformes, Osmeridae.